Molecule: messenger RNA, 213 nt
Organism: Clunio marinus
Lineage: Eukaryota; Metazoa; Arthropoda; Insecta; Diptera; Chironomidae
Source: the annotation of a GenBank genome assembly
AUGAAGAAGGAAAAGGGUCAGCAGUUUACAGUUCAAUUCAUUCUCCUAAAUUCCUAUUUUCUUCUAGAAAAUUUUCAUGCUCAAAGUGAAACUGGUGGUAGAGUGAAAUCCACUCGAAUUUUAUUGUCAGAAACAAUUCUAAUUGAAACAUUUAUUCAGCAAUAUCUAAAUGAAUUUUCUGAAGGGAGAAUUAUGCUUGUCCAUGAAGCUUAA